AUGGACUCGGAUAAAACUCCUCAGCCCGUAUGCGCUCAAGAGGCUUUGAAUCUGCUCAACUGCGUCACCGAGACCCCGUACGAUCAGGACAAAUGCCUCCGUCUCCUGCAAUCCUUACGCGAUUGCGUCCUCAACAAGGGAGCAGAGAGACGGAGUUACUGCCAUGAUUCUGGCUAUGAGAAUGUAUGGGCUCUCAAAGUCCACUUUGACGUCGAAGAUGGACUGUACAUCCAACUCUCUAAAGUUUCUCCCCCACCCAAGCUUAUAGGCUGGAGCUAUCAACUCUCUACCCCAUGGCCCAUUGGGCCUUGCCUUCCCCCUAGGGAAGUGCAGAAAGUGAAGAAGUUCUCACUGGCACAAGAUGACCAAGGAGAGGCUGAUCUUAGUAAUAAGAAAUCGUGA
Molecule: messenger RNA, 402 nt
Organism: Ilex paraguariensis (yerba mate)
Lineage: Eukaryota; Viridiplantae; Streptophyta; Magnoliopsida; Aquifoliales; Aquifoliaceae
Source: the annotation of a GenBank genome assembly